AACUCGACACACUAUAUCCACGUUGACCAGCCAUCUUGGAAAAGAAACAUUAUCAGUGGAGGGCGAGACACUGCACCGGUAUUUACGAGAUGGCUCGACACGUUCUCAUCCUGGUUCUGAUUGCUGUGACAAGUGUCUUGUCUGAGGACACCGAAGUUUUGGAGUACACAGAUGCUGAUUUUGCAGACAAAAUAGGUGACCAUGAAGUUGCUUUGGUCGAGUUUUUUGCACCCUGGUGUGGGCAUUGUAAAAGAUUGGCACCAGAAUAUGACAAAGCAUCCAUAACAUUGAAGAAAAAUGAUCCACCUGUCCCAUUGAUAAAGGUGGACUGUACUGCCAACACAGAAACCUGUGGUAAAUUUGGAGUGUCUGGAUAUCCAACUCUGAAAAUCUUCAAGGGAGGAGAGGUGGCUUCUGAUUACAAUGGUCCCAGAGAUGCAUCUGGCAUUGUGUCCUACAUGAGAUCCAAAGCAGGACCAAGCUCCAAAACACUCACAUCAGUGGCUGACUUAGAAAAAUUCCUGGAUAAUGAAGAACACAGCAUUGUUGGAUUUUUCAAGAGUGCAGAGAGUGACAUUGCAAAGCAGUUCCAAAAAGCAGCAGAAGGUUUGAGUGAAAAAUUCCGUUUUGCUCACACAACUGAGAGUGAUGUACUGAAAAAGCAGGACUACAGCGAUGAUAUUGUCAUCUUCCAACCACCGAAGUUGCAGGUGAAGUUGGAAUCCACUACAAAGAAGUAUGAUGGAGAUGCCACUUUACAUAAGAUAAAGUCCUGGAUCAUGGACAAUGUCCAUGGUCUUGCAGGCUUCAGGACUCCCUCUAAUGCUGAUCAGUUCAAGCAACCUUUGGUGGUGGCAUAUUACAAUGCUGACUACAAGCUCAAUCCUAAAGGAAGUAACUACUGGAGAAACAGGGUAUUGAAGGUGGGCAAGAAGCUUGUUGAAGCAGGGAGACAAGUGAACUUUGCUGUGUCUAACAAGGCUGAUUUUGCUGGAGAAUUGGAGGAGUUUGGGAUCUCUGCUCCAGAGGGAGACAAGCCAGUGGUGGCAGCCAAAGAUAGCAGUGGAAAGAAAUUUGUCAUGAGUGAGGAAUUCACGAUGGAUGCCUUUGAAACUUUUGUAACAGCUUUUCUUGAUGGUAAAUUGGAACCAUACCUGAAAUCUGAACCAAUUCCAGACAACGAUGGACCAUUAAAGACUGUAGUGGCCAAAAACUUUGAUGAAAUAGUCAAUGAUGACACUAAAGAUGUCCUAAUAGAGUUCUAUGCUCCAUGGUGUGGACACUGUAAAACUUUGGCACCUAAAUAUGAAGAAUUAGCAGAAAAAUUAAAGGAUGAGCCAAAUAUAGUUAUUGCCAAGAUGGAUGCUACAGCAAAUGAUGUGCCUAGCCCAUAUGAAGUGAGAGGCUUCCCUACAUUAUAUUUUGCUCCAAAGGGCUCCAAGAGCAAUCCUAAAAAAUAUGAGAGUGGACGUGAAGUAGAUGAUUUUAUCAAAUACCUUGCUAAAGAGAGCACAGACCCAAUGAAAGGAUACAGCAGAAAAGGAAAAAAAGUGAAGGAGGAGUUGUAAAAAUCUUACAAAUUUGCAAUAUUUUGACAGACUAUAUAUUUUCUUGUAUCAAAAAUGAUAUUCCUAGUUAAAAUCAUGUUCUGAAUGUCAGGAAUUUCAUAUUUGAUACUAACUUUCAACUGUUUAUUUGUAGAAUUUUUGGAAGAAGUUAUUGUCUUCAAAGAACUGCUAUUUUCUUCUAGAGAUUGACUUACUUUGUGGGCUGUUGUAGUAAACAUUACAUGAAAUGAGUUUUAAACAGUAACUGUAACUUGUCAAAGCAUUCCUUUUUAUACAUGAUGUGAAGAUGAUCGGGGGUUGUAAGAUACAGUGACUUUUGUUAUUGAACUCUUCAAUUGUCAGUACCAGAAAUAAAAUAUUUAAAAACUCCCGAAA
This is a messenger RNA of Lingula anatina, 1943 nucleotides long. RefSeq names its product protein disulfide-isomerase A3-like. Gene Ontology annotation, cellular component: endoplasmic reticulum. Gene Ontology annotation, biological process: protein folding; response to endoplasmic reticulum stress. The record is from RefSeq and is a predicted model, not a curated record. NCBI's taxonomy places the organism in Eukaryota, Metazoa, Brachiopoda, Lingulata, Lingulida, Lingulidae. Gene Ontology annotation, molecular function: protein disulfide isomerase activity.